GCAGGGGUAGGAGAGCAGAGUGGUUGGUCCACUUUGAGAUUUGCAAUGGGGACAAUAGAGAUCGUUCUCUGCGUUUUUGUUGGACAUUUUGUCGCUGUUCAAUCAGUAAUGAGCGAGCAGGAUGCCAGAUAUCCUCAGCAUUUUCCAGGAUUUUUUGACAACAUCAUGCCUUUUCCAUUUAAAAGACAUUUUGACUUCCCUCCGUAUGACACCAUCUUCAGCUCAUGGCGAACUCAGGCACCUGACUUUCACAUGCUUGCUGAAUUUCCUCCACUGAUGGGCCUUCCCCAAGUAGAAGUGUUUUGCGAUGAAUCUAAGCUGACUCUACUGGUGGAUAAGAGAUCCAGCGGCGUCAUGCUGACUAGAGAGGAGAUACAGUUGGGUAAUGGCUGCUAUAGCAACAGAGAGCUACCAAACCAAUUUGUCUUCACUUACGGUUUGGAUGAGUGUGGAACUACACGUGUGAUGCAGAAUGGCUUGGCGAUGUUCACCAACUCUCUCCACGUAAAUUUCAAAAAACCUCCCUCCACCGGGUGGCAAGCUCCUUCUACAGUGUACAUCUCCUGCAUCCCAAAGAGGUCCUAUGCCAAUCCAAACUUCUUUGUAUCAACGACACUUGCUGAGAAUGACAAGACCUUGAACAUCAAAGCCAUGAAUCCAUCCUGGACCAGCACUGUGGAGUCUAACAUUUAUAAAAGAGGCCAGGUUGUCAAUCUCCAAGUUUCUGCCACAGCCAGACCUGAGCAGCAGCAGCAGCAGCUUUUCAUCCAGUCCUGUUUUGUCUCUGCGUCUCCUGAUCCUCAGACUAGACCCAGGCAUGCAGUCAUAAUGAAUAAAGGGUGCACAGCUCCUCUGGGUUCUCAUCAUGCUGUUGUAGAAUUUGUGGCUUCUAAAAGAGCUGAUGUGGUUAAUUUUGUUGUGAACACAUCUUAUCUGAUUUCUGAGCUGUAUAUCCACUGUAGUGUCCUCCUCUCAGACCAGGGUGUCACCUCUGGCUCUAAAUUCUGCAACUAUAAUGUGAUCCAGUCAAGAUGGGAGGACCUUGGUGGAACUGCAGAGGUGUGCGAGUGCUGUAGCUCAAAGUGUAAAGGCAAGCACCUUCCUGAAGAUGCCAAGGCCAUUGUCAGCACUGGCCCCUUAGUCAUUGUGGACAAAGAUGUAGAGACGAGCCCUGGGCCUGCUGUCUCUGAACCGCAAGAAACCUCCAGCGCUCCUGUUACCGGCUCCAUGCAGUCUGAUGCCUCUGGUGCAGCAGCUGAGAUUGUUUCUGGUUCUUCUAUACCAAGAAGCAGGCUCUCCUCUCCCCCUCAGGGUGUAGUGGUUGUGAGUCAGGACCCAGCUGCCAGACUGACCCUCUGGCUACCUGGACAGGUGCAAGAUACUGAACACAGUGAGAAUACUGGUUCUGAAUCUGAAGACAACUUGACAGUGCAGGUACAGGCAAGUGACACGGCAUCAAACGACCUUCCUGAGUUGCAACCCUCAACCAAAGAUCAAGAGUCUCUCCUGAAUACACCCACAAACAAAAUCGAAGAUCAAAAUUUAAAUUUUCUUACACUGGUUGAUGGCUGGAUCAUUCCUCCACAGCUGGAAAAAGCAGCUAUUGGAGAUGAAUCCCUAAGAAGAACGUGGAGAUUCGGAUUGUCAGGCACAGAUGCCACACAAGAAGUUGACGUCCCUCUGUUAGAUGACAUCACUAUAAAUGUCCUAAACCAGAAUGAUCUUCACCAAAUGAGAGAAGACCUGGCUCAAAGGCCGAAGGAUGCAGCUGUGACGCUCCAAGAAGGAAUAAAUGACAUUGGACCAGUUAUACGCUCAAAACUUGAGUUUUCCAAAGGAAUGGAUGGGUCACAGAUGCUGAGUUAUGAGGAAGAAAUGGUGAAGCAACAAGAGGGAGAAGGUGUCAUCAGAAGAGCUGGGAUGGCUGGAAUUAAAAAAGGAAUACAGGAGCGUAGACAGAAGGGGCUGCGCUCAACCUUCCUGGAUUUCUUGAGGAGGAUGGACAAAGCAGAAUAAUUGCAGCUUCAUAUGGAUAAUUGCACUGAAUAAACAAAUUGGGCAAUAA
Molecule: messenger RNA, 2065 nt
Organism: Morone saxatilis (striped sea-bass)
Lineage: Eukaryota; Metazoa; Chordata; Actinopteri; Moronidae
Gene: zpcx
Product: zona pellucida protein C
Exons: 9
Coding region: 46-2016 (656 amino acids)
Biological process (GO): binding of sperm to zona pellucida; egg coat formation; positive regulation of acrosome reaction
Cellular component (GO): extracellular matrix
Molecular function (GO): acrosin binding
Source: RefSeq, a predicted model, not a curated record